AUGGAGCCCUUCCUCGGCUGCACCGGCGCCGCGCUCCUGCUCUGCCUCAGCUACGCCGGGCUGCGGCCGGUGGACGCAGACAGCCCGUCGGCCCCGGUCAAUGUCACAGUCAAGCACCUGAAAGCCAACUCAGCCGUCGUGACUUGGGACGUUCUGGAGGAUGAAGUUGUCAUUGGAUUUGCCAUUUCCCAGCAGAAGAAGGACGUGCGGAUGCUGCGCUUCAUCCAGGAGGUGAACACCACCACCCGCUCCUGUGCCCUCUGGGACCUGGAGGAGGACACUGAGUACAUUGUGCAUGUCCAGUCCAUCAGCAUCCAAGGCCAGAGCCCUGCCAGUGAGCCAGUCCUCUUCAAGACCCCCAGGGAAGCUGAAAAACUAGCCUCUAAAAAUAAAGAUGAGGUGACAAUGAAGGAGAUGGCGAAGAAAAACCAGCAGCUUCGAGCAGGGGAAAUCCUCAUCAUUGUUGUGGUGUUGUUCAUGUGGGCAGGGGUGAUCGCCCUGUUUUGCAGACAGUACGAUAUCAUCAAAGACAAUGAGCCAAACAACAGCAAGGAGAAAGCCAAGAGCGCCUCUGAGAGCAGCACCCCAGAGCACCAGAGCGGGGGGCUCCUGCGCAGCAAGUUUCCAAAAAACAAGCCCUCAGUGAACAUCAUUGAAGCGUGA
Colius striatus (speckled mousebird) is the source of this 663-nucleotide messenger RNA. RefSeq names its product fibronectin type III domain containing 5 (gene FNDC5). The coding region runs from base 1 to 663 and encodes 220 amino acids. Gene Ontology annotation, molecular function: protein binding. The transcript is spliced from 6 exons. NCBI's taxonomy places the organism in Eukaryota, Metazoa, Chordata, Aves, Coliiformes, Coliidae. Gene Ontology annotation, biological process: positive regulation of brown fat cell differentiation. The record is from RefSeq and is a predicted model, not a curated record.